Racocetra fulgida is the source of this 378-nucleotide messenger RNA. NCBI's taxonomy places the organism in Eukaryota, Fungi, Glomeromycota, Glomeromycetes, Diversisporales, Gigasporaceae. The record is from the annotation of a GenBank genome assembly.
UUGAAUCCUGCAUUUAUUCCACUUGAACUUCGCGCAACAUCGACCGUUAAGCCCGAAACAUGUUACGAUAAGGCCAGAGCGAUGUUACAACUUGAAGAGGUGCCUGACCAUUUGCCCUGCCGUGAGAGGGAAUACAAGCAGAUUUAUGACAAGGUAAAAUCUGCAAUCGAAGAAUUUUCAGGACAUCGAAUUUGUGAGUUAUCAUUUGAACUACAUCCCUUCGAGUUUGUUGAAAUUAAUGGAAUGGAAAUGAAACCUCCAGAGAAAGCCUACUCUGCUUUAUGGGAAGCUUUAACGGGAGACUGCAUAGCUGUUAAAGCUGCUGAAGACUUAUUAUGUAAAACUUUUAAUGAACUAUCACAGCGAAAUCCAAUGUAA